UUCCCACAUUUCACACCCUAGUAAACAUUUUUCUCUGUUUUUCCUUUCUUGGCGCUCUGCAAAAGUUUUCAUAACUCGCUUCAAUUCUCCACAACUCUGUUUCUCUCUUGCAACUCACCAAUUCGCCAUUAAAACCCCAUCUUCAUCUUUCUCAAUCACAGUAUUUUCUACGAAUUCUGUCAUCAUUGAACUACAAUGUACAAGAAUUGAUAACAUGGGUUGUUAAUUAAUGGUGAUUUCACGAAGAAUUUAAAGGGUUUUAUUGAUUCUUGUAUUCCUAUGUUUUGCCUCUGUUUCUUUCGAUACCGAGUUUAUAAAAUAUGGAGUAUAUUCCAGUAGGGAAGAGAACUAGGCUUCAAAAAGCCCUAAAAAGGGAUAGUUUUUUGGAUAGUUUUGGGGUUAUUUCGAGUGAUGACGACGAUGAUGAAGAAGCAUGUUUGGUAAUUGAUAAAUCUGAAUUCUUAAAAACGAGUAGUCGUAAGAAUUCUGAAAGGAAUUCUGCAAGAAAAGAUGUGGGGUUUGAGAAAAAUAUUACUAUUAAUAGGAAUUUGAGUAGGGUUUAUGAUGAACAUGGUGAAAUUCCUCUGGGUUUUGAUGAUAAGGGUAAGAGAAAUGUGAAUGAUGAUGAGAAUAAUGGUGUUUGUGCCAAUGAUGAUGCUGCUGUUGAUGUUCAUAGCAAUGGUGGUGGUGGGGAUGAUGGUGUUUAUGUUGACAAUAAUGUAGAUGAUGAGGAUGAUGAUGGUGUUCAUGUUGACAAUAAUGUAGAUGAUGGGGAUGAUGAUGCGAAUGACAUUGUUAUUCUUGAUGAUGAUGAUGAUAUUGAUGAUGGUGUUCGUAUUAUUGAUGAUGAGAAUGUUGAUACUCAUAUCGAUGAUGAUGAUGAUGAUGAUGAUGAGGAGGAGGAGGAGGAGGAGGAGGAGGAGGAGGAGGAUGAUGGUGAUGGUGAUGAGGAUGAGGAAGAUGAUGAGGAGGAUGAGAUAGAGGAGAGUGAGGAGGAGGAGGAGGAGGAGGAGGAGGAGGAGGAGGAGAAGGAUGAGCUUAAGUGCAAGAGUCAUGAGAAGAGUGUCGAGGAUGGUGGAGGGAAGAGAAAAAGAGGAAGACCGCCAUUGAAGAAAAACAAUGAAGAUGAUGAGUUAGAGCAUACAAUGCCUAGGAAGAAGUCAAGAGUAAAGAAAAGGCAACAAACUAGUGAGAUUCAAAAUGCUUUGUUGGAUGGGAUUUUAAACAAUAGAAAUGAUGAUGAAGGGUUGUCAAGAAUUAGUGAGGCAUAUCUUCCUCUUAAGUUUAGGUUUGGUGAUGAGAAAGUUGUGCCAAAAAAAUCAGAAGAUGAACAAGAAUUAGAGGGUCUCUUCAUGGAUAUGGACUUUGCUCUUGGAAUUUGUGAUAUUGGUUUACAAGCUUCUGUUAAGGAUGAUGAUGAAGAUGACAAUGCUGUUCUAUGUCAUAGCGCGAAUAUGCAGAAAAAGCUUUGCGUUGAAGGAAAACACUACUGGAUUCAUGAUGAUGAGAUUGGAAUCAAGUGCAAGUUCUGUAAAAUUGUGAAAGUUGAGAUGAAAUAUGUCACACCUGAUUUUGCCAAAGAUCCAUUCGGAAUAACAGACAAAGAAAGAUACACACAAUUCCCUUACAAUGACAUCAGACUUUCUGACAAGUUUCAGUUCCCAGAUUUAAGCUAUGAUGACAUCAGAGGUGAACCUUCAGUUGAUCAUAUUCCGGGUACAGUGUGGGACCUAGUUCCAGGAACUCUACUGAAUUUACACCCUCAUCAAAGAGAUGGGUUUGAGUUCAUAUGGAGAAAUAUUGCAGGUGGAAUAAAAAUCAAUGAACUUACUAAAUCUACAGAAUCAUCUGGUAAAGGAGGGUGCAUCAUAUGCCAUGCACCAGGUACAGGAAAAACCAGAUUAGCCAUUGUUUUUCUGCAAUCAUACAUGAAGCUAUACCCUAAAUCUAGGCCUGUAAUUCUUGCACCUUAUAGCAUGCUUCGUACAUGGGAAGAGGAGUUUUCUCGAUGGAAAGUUGAUAAUGACAUUGACAUUCCUUUAAUUAACUUCAAUGAAAAGGAAUUGUCAGGGAAAGAAGAUGAGAAUGUGAUUAAAGCCUGUAAUGGAAGUUUAAAAGAUGAGAAUACAAUUAGGAUUGCUAAGCUUCAAACUUGGUUUAUGGGGAAAGGUGUUUUAGCUAUUAGUUAUGGACUUUUUCAGACACUAGCAGGUGAUCAUGGUAAUAAGUCUUCUAUUAAUAAGAAGUUUAGGGAAGCUUUCCUAAAAUGUCCUGGUUUAUUAGUAUUGGAUGAAGGUCACACACCCAGAAAUGAGAAGAGUGGAAUAUUUCAGGUUUUGUCAGAAGUUGUAACAAAGAAGAGAGUGAUUUUAUCAGGAACACCGUUUCAGAAUAACUUUGAGGAACUUCAUAACACGAUUGCCCUUGUUCGAGAAGAGUUUGGUUUUGGUGUUCAUUCUUUUAAUCACUUAAAUGAUGAUAGGAAAAUCGAGAAGUUAAGGAAACAGAUCAAACCCUUUGUUCAUGUUCAUAAUGGUGAGAUUUUAAGGGAUACUCUUGGAGGAUUGUUUCACUCAUUAGUCGUGUUAAAACCUUCUGAUCUGCAAAAGAUGUUUUUCGACAUAUUAGCAACAAUUAGAAGACAUUUCAUUAAAUUCGAUAACUUGAUCUCUGUAACUUCUGUUCAUCCCUCAAUCUUCUAUGAACAAGAAGAACCCGGCUUUUUCAUUGAUGAAGAACAAGAAUUGUUGUUGAAGAAGCAUAAAAUGGAUGUUGAAGCAGGAGUUAAAGUAUGGUUUCUUAUAGAGCUUAUUAAGCUAUGUAAAGGGGAAAGAGUUUUGGUGUUUGGACAAUGUCUUUCACCCUUAAACUUCAUAGGGGAAUUACUGAAAACCCUUUUUCAAUGGAAUAAAGGGAAAGAGUUUCUUUAUAUUGAUGGAAAACAGAAUAUGAAAGAAAGACAAUCAUCAAUUAGUCUUUUUAAUGACCCUAAAAGUGAGGCUAAAGUACUUUUAGCUUCAACUAAAGCAUGUUGUGAAGGGAUUAGUUUAGUGGGUGCUUCUAGAGUGGUGUUACUUGAUGUUGUUUGGAACCCUUCUGUUGAAAGACAAGCUAUAAGUAGGGCUUAUAGACUAGGACAAAAGAAGGAUGUGUUUGUUUAUCAGCUUAUUACUUCGGGUACUUUGGAAGAAGAGAAGUUUCGUAGACAGGCUGAAAAAGAACGGUUUUCAAAGCUGUUGUUUUCAUCUUCAUCUUCUUCAGAGGAGGAAACUGUGCAGAAAAAGAAGAAAGGAUUGAGGGUGGUUUCUGAGGAUUGUGUUUUGGAAGAGAUGACUAAUCAUGAAAAUACCAAGAAUAUGUUUGAGAAGAUUGUUAGUCAACCUAAAGCUGAUGAUUUUAUCAAAACUUUUGGGUCUCUGAACAUGUAGUAUGCAGCAUUGUACAGCUUCAUAGUUAUUUUUUCUGCUGAGAUUUUUUUUUUGUAGUCAAUUAUCUGAAAAAUGACUGCAGAUUUAACCUGAGAUUAUCGCGUUUUUCUGAUUUCUGAAAAUGGAAGACAGAAAUCAGAAGAGUGAAGUAUUUCAGAAGAUUGUCAGAACAGCAAAAAAUGACUUUUGAUUUGCAUGAUGAAAUUUUAGCUAUUCUUUACUAUUGUGAAGUGGAAAUUUUUGAAUAAAUGUAUCUGUUACAGACUUACAGGUGAUCUAUUUGACUCGAUUUCAUAUACGACUAUCAUAAGAUUGUGACUCU
Messenger RNA from Spinacia oleracea (spinach), 3750 nucleotides. RefSeq names its product SNF2 domain-containing protein CLASSY 4. NCBI's taxonomy places the organism in Eukaryota, Viridiplantae, Streptophyta, Magnoliopsida, Caryophyllales, Amaranthaceae. Gene Ontology annotation, biological process: gene silencing by siRNA-directed DNA methylation. Gene Ontology annotation, molecular function: ATP binding. The transcript has 4 exons. The coding region runs from base 321 to 3428 and encodes 1035 amino acids. The record is from RefSeq and is a predicted model, not a curated record.